AUGGCAGCCCAGUCGCGAGAGGACCCGUUGAUGGUCAUCGUCACCCACUACCGCGAGCUCCUCCGAUCCAAGCUCCGCCGUACACCGCGCUCCGUCCGUCUUACCGCGACCGCCGCGCUCCUCCUUUCGAUCAUCACCUCUUCGUACGGCGGCUACAAUUGGUGGGUAGCCAAAACGCGGGACCGGGCCCAGGGUCGGCGGCUUGUGCGCAAGAACUCUGGCCUGCGAGGCAAAGAUGGCACACGUAUCAUAUACGUUCCCAAGGGCGCGACGACAUCGAAGGUGGUGAUACAUCCUACAAGACCCACAACAUUUGAUGCACAUCGACGGCUGUUCUUGACGCCGCCGCGAGUGACUAGGAUUGCUAGCGGCGCGUCGACACCUGCAUACGGCCACGGCCCGCCACCAGCAACGAAGCCAGGGCUGAAUCUGGCGUUCUUGCAUCAGUUCCUCAGCCUGCUGAAUAUCAUGAUACCCCGAUUUCGGUGUAAAGAGACCGCUCUACUGUUCAGUCAUGGAGUCUUCUUGUUACUGCGGACGUAUCUCAGUUUGGUGGUGGCAAGACUAGACGGCAUGCUUGUUCGGGACCUUGUCAGCGGACAAGGAAAAUCCUUUCUGCUCGGCAUACUACGCUGGCUGUCGGUCGGUGCAUUGGCUUCGUACACAAAUGCCAUGAUCAAGUUCCUGCAGUCGAAGAUCUCGAUCGCCUUUCGGACGAGGUUGACUCGCUACAUCCACGAUCUGUAUUUGAAUGCGAAUCUGAAUUACUAUAAACUGCACAAUCUGGACGGUGGCAUAGAAGGUGCCGAUCAAUUCAUCACACAGGAUCUGACACUCUUCUGUCAGGCUGCGGCAAGUCUGUACUCGAGCUUGGGAAAGCCGCUUGUCGACAUUUUCGUCUUCAACUAUCAGCUCUACCGAUCACUGGGGCCACUGGCACUUAGCGGGCUUCUGGCCAACUACUUCGCGACCGCAACACUAUUACGACGCCUCUCGCCACCAUUCGGCAAAUUAAAGGCGGUCGAGGGGAAGAAGGAAGGCGAAUUCCGUGGCCUGCACUCACGGCUGAUCGCGAACGCAGAAGAGGUGGCAUUCUACGGUGGCGCUGAUGUUGAAAAGGUGUACCUCAACAAGUCGUUCAAGGAGCUUAGGUCAUGGAUGGAGGGCAUCUACAAUGUCAAAGUACGGUACAAUAUGCUCGAAGACUUCGUCCUCAAGUACUCAUGGUCCGCAUUCGGCUAUAUCAUUACUUCGAUCCCUGUCUAUCUGCCAGCAUGGGCAGGUGUUGGCGAAAGCACGACCUCUGAUGCAGCACCGAAAGCAGGAGGCCACAUGAAAGAGUUCAUCACAAACAAGCGACUCAUGCUCUCGUUAGCAGACGCCGGCGGACGCAUGAUGUACAGCAUCAAAGAUCUAUCAGAGCUAGCCGGCUAUACAUCGCGAGUCUACCAACUAAUCUCGACACUACAUCGAGUCCACGCCAAUUCGUAUGGCAGCAACUUGCGAAGACUAAGUCCUGGUCGAGUUGAGCUUUACAGUCUUGCAGACGUCCAAGGCACCGUACAGAAAGGUUUUGAUGGCGUCCGACUCGAAGACGUACCAAUCGUAGCACCAGCGAUCUAUCCAUACGGAGGCGACGAACUCAUCGAAUCGCUCUCGUUCGUCGUAAAUUCCGGCAACCAUCUCCUCAUCUCAGGCAGUAACGGCGUUGGCAAAUCGGCCAUCGCACGAAUCGUCGCUGGCCUCUGGCCCGUCUACCGCGGCCUCGUCAGUCGAUCACGGAAUCAUGGCCAAGACGGCAUCAUGUUUCUCCCUCAACGACCAUACCUCAGCAUUGGCACUCUGCGCGACCAAGUCAUCUACCCCCACACCGAGAUGGACAUGCGCGAGGCCGGCAAGCGCGAUAUCGACCUCGAAAAGAUUCUUGAAGACGCCAAGCUGGGCCACUUGCUCAGCCGAGAAGGUGGCUGGGAUACGCGCAAGGAGUGGAAGGAUGUAUUCAGCGGCGGCGAGAAGCAGCGGAUGGGCAUAGCCAGGCUGCUGUACCAUGAGCCGAAGUAUGCUUUCAUGGACGAGGGCACGAGUGCAGUGAGCUCGGAUGUCGAGGGCGUGCUGUACGACACGGCGAAAGAAAAGGGGAUUACGCUUAUCACUAUCAGCACACGGGCGAGUCUGAGGAAGUAUCAUUCGUACAACCUUAUUCUGGGACUAGGUGACGAAGGCUACGAUUGGGACAUGGUCAAGAUAGGUAGCGAGGAGGAAAAGAUGAAUGCGGAGAAGGAGUUGAGCCAGCUGCGAGAGAAUCUGGCGCAGGUCGAGGAGUGGAAGAAGCGGAAGGCGGAGAUCGAUGCGGAGCUUGGGCAGGUAAUGCUCAAGGGAGGCGAGCACCUGCCGUCGAUAUCUGCUGAUGCAGAGGCCGCCGGGGAAGGAGCUCAGCAAUGA
This is a messenger RNA of Cyphellophora attinorum, 2442 nucleotides long. RefSeq names its product ATP-binding cassette sub-family D member 2. Gene Ontology annotation, molecular function: ATP hydrolysis activity; long-chain fatty acid transmembrane transporter activity; ATP binding. The transcript has a single exon. Gene Ontology annotation, biological process: long-chain fatty acid import into peroxisome; fatty acid beta-oxidation; very long-chain fatty acid catabolic process. The coding region runs from base 1 to 2442 and encodes 813 amino acids. Lineage: Eukaryota; Fungi; Ascomycota; Eurotiomycetes; Chaetothyriales; Cyphellophoraceae. The record is from RefSeq and is a predicted model, not a curated record. Gene Ontology annotation, cellular component: peroxisomal membrane.